Molecule: messenger RNA, 660 nt
Organism: Serendipita indica DSM 11827
Lineage: Eukaryota; Fungi; Basidiomycota; Agaricomycetes; Sebacinales; Serendipitaceae
Source: the annotation of a GenBank genome assembly
AUGCCGCCCAAGCAAGGAGCCACCCUCUUCCUACUAGUUCACUUUGUGGUCAAAGCAUCCGUCAACCGUAUUAUUCGCAGUUUCUCAGUGACAGAAGAUUUUGAACCAGGCGGACAUCCCUUCCACUUUGCUCAGAUGGACUUUGACACACGGACGGCCCUAGAGAACAUUUGGAAACAACUCGACUUCGCGUAUCGACCCAACUUUGACCCUCUCGCCGCCGUCUUUUCUCUCUACAAAUGUGCCAAGCUUCCGGGAGCUAGUGGAUGGGAGAACUACGUCGCCAUCUUCCAAUGCAGUGGCGCAAAGCCCCUCAGGCAGGACCCAAGACAACCCUGGAUACUAUGUCAUCUCUCAAAAGACGCAUCCACAGGACAUAUCAUGCUCAAACAUCAAUUCAUGAUAGCUCGAGAUUAUGAUCUCGGUGCACUCCCGGCGUCUUACGAUUGGCUAGAUGGAGACUGGAGAAAGGCUGUCAAGGAUCAACUAGCGAGGGUCAACAAUUUCGAAGAAGAUGCCUCCAAGCACCCAUGGGCGUUGAAAAAAAUGUAUAGAACAGUGCACAACAAGGCCGGCAGCAGUUCGAAACAGAUACUAGAGGGUAUCUCGCUCAUUGUUGAGUGGCAAGGCUGCGAACCGGUGUCGAUAGAAGCAAUAUAG